UGACCUUCAGUUUGUGGAGCUGGUCGUCAACAUGUCUUUUCCUAAGGCGCCUCUGAAACGAUUCAAUGACCCUUCCGGUUGUGCACCAUCUCCAGGUGCUUAUGAUGUUAAAACGUCAGAAGUAUUGAAAGGACCAGUAUCCUUUCAGAAAUCACAAAGAUUUAAAAAACAAAAAGAAUCUCAACAAAAUCUUAAUGUUGACAGAGAUACUACCCUGCCUGCUUCAGCAAGAAAAGUUAAGACUUUGGGAUUAAAGAAGGAAUCUCAAAAGAAUGAUAAAGAUUUGAAGAUACUAGAAAAAGAGAUUCGUGUUCUUCUGCAGGAACGUGGUGCUCAGGACAAGCAGAUCCAGGAUCUGGAAGCUGAGUUGGAGAAAAUGGAGGCCAAGCUAAAUGCUACAGUCAGGGAGAAAACAUCUCUCUCUGCAAGUAAUGCUUCACUAGAAAAACAGCUUAUUGAGUUAACCAGGACUAAUGAGCUACUAAAAUCAAAGUUUUCUGAAGAUAGUAACCAGAAGACUAUGAGAAUUCUAAGCCUCGAGUUAAUGAAACUUAGAAACAAAAGAGAAACAAAGAUGAGGAGUAUGAUGGCUAAACAGGAUGGCAUGGAGGUGAAGCUGCAGGUCACUCAGAAGAAUCUUGAGGAGUCUCAGGGGAAAAUAGCACAACUUGAGGGGAAACUUGUUUCGAUAGAGAAGGAAAAGAUUGAUGAAAAAUCCGAAACAGAAAAACUCUUAGAAUACAUCGAAGAAAUUAGUUGUGCAUCAGAUCAAGUGGAAAAAUACAAGCUAGAUAUUGCCCAGUUAGAAGAAAAUUUGAAAGAAAAGAAUCAUGAAGUUGUAAGCCUUAAGCAGUCUCUGGAGGAAAAUGUUUUACUUUCUAAACAAGUAGAAGACCUGAAUGCUAAGUGUCAGCUGCUCGAAAAAGAAAAAGAGAAACUUACUCUUGAAAAACAGGAACAUGAAAAACUACAACAAAAAGAAUUACAGACUGAUUCACUUCUGCAACAAGAGAAGGAAUUGUCCUCCAGUCUUCAACAGAAGCUAUGUUCUUUUCAAGAGGAAAUGAUGAAAGAGAGGAAUCUCUUUGAGGAAGAAUUAAAGCAAGUACUGGAUGAGCUAGAUAAAUUACAGCAAAAGGAGGAACAAGCUGAAAGGCUAGUUAGGCAGUUGGAAGAGGAAACAAAAUCUCGAGCUGAAGAACUAAAACUCCUAGAAGAGAAGCUGAGAGGGAAAGAAGCUGAACUGGAAAAAACUAAUGCUGCUCACAGUCAGGCCACCCUGCUUUUACAGGAGAAGUAUGAUAGUACAGUGCAAAACCUUGGAGAUGUUACUGCUCAAUUUGAAAGUUAUAAAGCAUUAACAGCUAGUGAGAUAGAAGAUCUUAAGCUGGAGAACUCAUCACUUCAGGAAAAAGUGGCCGAGGCCGAGAAAAGUGCAGAGGACAUUCAUUAUCAGAUAUUGGCAACUGAGACCUCAAAUCAAGAAUACCCCGAUGCGGGACUCGAUCCCGGGACUCCAGGAUCAUGACCUGAGCCGAAGGCAGUCGCUUAACCAACUGAGCCACCCAGGCGCCCCUACACAAAGUUUUUUUAAAGAGUCUCACAGAAAUUUAUGGAGAGCCCUGAGGAUAUGUCAGCAUGAUCUGUUUUUGUCCAUCAUUUUUUUUUUUUUUUUGAUACUUGAGUUUCCUUUGUAGUUUAUAUGAGACAAGUAAAUUUAACUUUUCUAAGUCUAUAAAAAAAUCUUUUUCAGCUACAACUGGAUGCAUUUGAAGCAGAGAAACAGGCUUUGUUGAAUGAACAUGGUGCAGCUCAGGAACAACUAAAUAAACUAAGAGAUUCGUAUGCUAAAUUACUGGGUCAUCAAAACCUAAAGCAAAAAAUCAAGCAUGUUGUGAAACUGAAAGAUGAAAAUAGCCAACUCAAAUCGGAGGUGUCAAAACUCCGCUCUCAGCUUGCUAAAAGAAAACAAAGUGAGACAAAACUACAGGAGGAAUUGAAUAAAGUUCUUGGUAUCAAACACUUUGAUCCUUCAAAGGCUUUUCUUCAUGAAAGCAAAGAAAAUUUUGCUCUCAAAACGCCGGUCACUGAGUUGGUCAGUAAUUUGCAGAUUCCUAGACUCCAUCUCAAUCCUACUAAAUUAAAAUCUGGAGGUUAG
Molecule: messenger RNA, 2158 nt
Organism: Leptonychotes weddellii (Weddell seal)
Lineage: Eukaryota; Metazoa; Chordata; Mammalia; Carnivora; Phocidae
Source: RefSeq, a predicted model, not a curated record